Messenger RNA from Stegodyphus dumicola, 1926 nucleotides. RefSeq lists its product as uncharacterized. The record is from RefSeq and is a predicted model, not a curated record. Lineage: Eukaryota; Metazoa; Arthropoda; Arachnida; Araneae; Eresidae.
GGAAGUAAGCAUCAGCUGAAGGUACACCGAUCGUAGAGAUCCGCAAGUCCUGUUGGGAAGAGCAAAUAUCAAGAAUUUUUUCGGCUUUCUAAAAUACGAAGAGAAUCUGUGGGAGAAUUUGUCUGCGCAGGACUUGGAUCUCCAUGAAUAGCAAGAGCUCAGAGAAACAGUCCACUGGCACGACUCAUGCUUAGAUGGCACUGCUCUACCGUUUCACGCGUGUUAAGGAUCGAGCUGGAACCGGAAUAUUCACCUUUAUUGUCACCCGAUCUGUGACGAGAGAUUUUCACAGAGAUGCCACGACUAAAGAAUUUACGUUUGGUUACCAUCGAUGGGUUGUCAGCUUCAAUCGUUCUGAUGCAAAAAUGCUGGGAGUUCAUCUUAUUUUAAGAAACGCAUCAGCUAGUACCAGAUGUUACGUUGACUACACUUUUUGUCUUCUAAACAGAGAGCACUUCAGCAAGAACGAGAUUUACGUUCAAAAGCAAUGCCGUUUCAACGCAGAUCAGCCAGCCCAAGGCCCUGCUCGAUGGAUACUGAUGAGCGAAUUGCAAUCAAGGAAAUUUUCCGACGAGAACGGAGAAUUUCUAAUGGAUCUCACUAUGAGUAAUGCCCUCACUGUGUAUGAAGUGGAUUUGAGGAUGAGCCAUUUACCAUUUGGACCCCAUCACAAACUCAGCAAUGCCGAAACCGCUUAUUUUGCAUUUGGAGGGUUCGAGUGGAACAUUGGCAUCCACCCUCAAGGUAUCCCUGAAGACCAAGAAACCAAGAACCGUCCUAAAAUACUACUAAACCGUCUCACCGGUUUCGACCACGCAGUUCGUGUGCAAUACCGCAUCGUUUUGGGAGACGCGGACAGAGUGUUCGAUUCCGGCAUUCUGUGCCAAAUUUCUGACGUCACCGGACGCAUUCGUGGCUUUCCCUUAAUGUGCAGUGUCUCGGAUCUCUUACACCGAGGGAUUCUCCGAAUAUAUGUCGAAAUGAUCUAUGCAAAUGCAAUCAGCGAAGUCCUCAUACCUCUCCAGAACAAGGAUCCAAGUGACACUACUCCUAACUGCUAUGAUAGAGAGAAGCAUGCUUGGCUGGCAGAGGGGGACAUUGAAGGUGAAUGCCUUAAACUGAAGCUGUUUUGUUCAGACUUACACCACGUGCCCCGAAAUCAUCUGCGCUACGUAUCAUGGAAUGCAUACGUUGUUCGGAAAGAGAAUAGACUUCCCGUUAAUGCAAAGGAUAAUAGUACGAUAGUCGUACUGAAUGCACCUCAUUGGAAUUAUUAUAUUCAAGAAGGUGUAGACAUGGGUAUUGUCAUGGAAACGGACAUUCCCGUUUCGCUGGUGGAUGAGCUGUCUGACAACUGUAAAGAAGUAGAUAAGAGUCUCACAAUUCAAAUUGAAUGGUUGGAUUCGCUUUUGUUGUUUAGCGCUACCUACUAUAAAUAUGAUGAUAUUCGAAGACUUCAUUGCCACCAAAUGAAGCGAGAAAUCAUGGCUUUACAAGCAGAAAAUUACAGCUUGGAGCGCCAGUUAUUCAGCUACCAGAAAUCAAUUUCUGUUGUGAAUUCAAGAGGGCAAAUUUUAGAUGAUAUUCCAGAUGAAGAAGAUGCCUUCUUUCCAGGUGAGCGGAAAGCUCCACCUCAGCCCGACACCAAAUAUAUAGAAAGUCCAGAACGCAGCUCUCUAUGAAGUGCCUAAGCGAAAUCAUUGCUGAUGCAAAUCGAUUUUAGAAACAACUUUAAGCAAUUUUCAUUCCCUUUGAGAUAAUAUUUAUGUUGAUAUAUAACAUACAUAUAUUUCUUGUGUGUAAAUCCGCGCCAGCAUUUUCGAAGCAUUGACCUAACAUUUUUGGUAUCCACUGUGUGUUUACCAUAAAUCACUGCUUACUCCAGAUAUUCUUCCUGAAAUUUCAAUAAAUUCCUAUUUCCCUAUA